Molecule: messenger RNA, 1913 nt
Organism: Populus trichocarpa (black cottonwood)
Lineage: Eukaryota; Viridiplantae; Streptophyta; Magnoliopsida; Malpighiales; Salicaceae
Product: putative disease resistance protein At4g10780
Biological process (GO): defense response to other organism
Molecular function (GO): ADP binding
Source: RefSeq, a predicted model, not a curated record
AUGGUUGGAUCAAAUGAUCCGUUUUGGAAUUAUGUUGAAUAUAGGGCUGAUGGUAGGAUGAAGUGUAAGUUUUGUCCACAUACAUAUGCCAAGGAUACUUCCAUUUCGAGGAUCAAAUGGCAUUUAUCAAGAGAGAGAGGGCAUAAUGUUGCCAUUUGUCCUGGGGUGACUACAGAAGUUCAAGAAAAAGCCUUUCUAGCUAUCUGUGGCGGGAACAAAAGACAGAAAAGCACAGCAAGUUCAGUCAAUGUUAAUGAGUGUGGAAUUUCAACUUGUCCACAAGAACAAAACAUUGAGAUUGAAAAUACGGCAGGAGGGAUUGGAAGGGUACAAAGAGAAGUUCAGGUUGUAGAACCCGGAGUAGGAGAAGAGAGGAUUACUUCACAUGCAAUAGCAGGAAACGACGUAGUAAGCAUGACCGGAAUGAGAGCACAAGAAGAUAGAGUUUCCGAAGGGGCACUCGAGAGCAGACAGAGGACAGAACCAGUGGAGGAGGAUGUGGAGAAUAGUCGAAGAUCAGUGCAGGUUGGUGCUGGAGCUAGAUCUUCUGAAAGUCUGGAAUACAACAAGACUAUAGGAAUUCCAUUACCUCCUAGCUCUACAAAGCUAGUGGGUCAAGCAUUCAAAGAGAAUACGAAGGUGAUAUGGUCUUUGUUAAUGGAUGAGGAUGUCUUAAGUAUGGGUAUUUAUGGGAUGGGGGGAGUUGGUAAAUCCACAAUACUGCGACAUAUCCAUAAUGAGCUUCUACAAAAACCAGAUAUUUGUGAUCAUGUUUGGUGGGUGACCGUGUCUCAAGAUUUCAGCAUUAAUAAAUUGCAGAAUCUUAUUGCUGAACGUCUUCAUCUAGACCUUUCAAGAGAAGAUGAUGAACUGCAUAGAGCUGCCAAAUUGUCAGAAGAACUAACGAAGAAACAAAAAUGGAUUCUCAUUUUAGAUGAUUUGUGGAACAAUUUUGAGCUACACGAAGUGGGAAUUCCUGAAAAGUUUGAAGGAUGCAAGCUGAUUAUGACAACUCGAUCAGAAAUGAUUUGUCAUCGGAUGGCUUGCCAGCACAAAAUCAAAGUGAAGCCACUUUCUAAUGGAGAAGCUUGGUUUUUGUUCAUGGAGAAACUUGGACGUUAUGUAGAACUUUCACCAGAAGUGGAAGGAAUUGCGGAAGCUGUUGCAAGGGAAUGUGCUGGUUUGCCAUUGGGAAUUAUUACAGUGGCAGGAAGCUUGAGGGGAGUAGAUGAUCUACAUGAAUGGAGAAAUACAUUGAACAAAUUGAGAGAAUCAGAAUUUAGGGACAUGGAUGAGAAGGUAUUCAAGCUAUUGAGGUUUAGUUAUGAUCGGUUAGGUGAUUUAGCACUACAACAAUGUCUCUUGUACUGUGCAUUAUUUCCUGAAGAUCAUGGGAUUCCGAGGGAGAUGUUGAUAGGUUAUUUGAUCGAUGAGGGGAUAAUUAAAGUAAAGAGGAGCAGGAAAGAUGCAAUUGACGAGGGCCACACGAUGCUUAAUAGACUUGAAAAUGUCUGCCUAUUGGAAAGUGCUAAAAUGUAUUAUGAUGAUAGUAGAAUUGUCAAGAUGCAUGACUUGAUUAGGGACAUGGCCAUCCAAAUACUGCAAGACAACUCUCAAGUCAUGGUUAAAGCAGGUGCACAAUUAAAAGAGUUGCCAGAUGCAGAGGAAUGGACGGAGAAUCUGACGAUAGUCUCACUAAUGCAAAACGAGAUCGAAGAUUCCUUCCAGCCAUUCACCAAUGUGUCCAAAUCUGUCCACUCUAUUUCUAUGUGAUAAUAAAGGGUUGAGAUAUGUUGCGGAUUCAUUUUUCAAGCAAUUGCAUGGGCUCAUGGUCCUCGAUCUGUCUCGCACAGGUAUUGAAAAUUUGCCAGACUCUGUCUCUGAUUUGUUGAGUCUCACUGCAUUCUUGCUCA